UUACGGUACUUUUUUCCUCUUGUUGCUGCACUAAGAGCAACAUGGCAGCUUCCACUUCAGCUGACUUUAUAAGCUUAAAUUCAGCGUCCAGCACUCAGUUGUCUAGACGUAAGGUUCGCCGAAAAAGGAUAAACAAAAACAAAAAGAAAAAUUGGACGAAAUGUACUGAUAUUGCUGAUGUAGAAGGAUUCUUGGACGACGUAAGGCUUCAGGAAAGAGCAGUGGGGGGUCUUAUCUCGGAAAAAUCUGAUGACACACUCUUCUUUGUGGAUACUGGAAAUGAGCAAAAAGACUUGAAACUAAAUAAAGGGAAAACAAAACCUUUACACAUAGAUCUCGUUUUACAGUCUACUUCUCAAGUCCCACCUCCAAAAGACAUACUGUCGCACCAGAUUCCAAAUGCCAAGAAGUUAAGGCGACAGGCAUUACGGCAGGAGAAGUUGGAAGCCCAGGGCAUUGUACCCCGAAGUAAAAGACUUCUACAGGCUCGUUUACUACAGAAGUCUUUGGGAAAACCAAGCCCAAUACCAAGCACUGGUCCAAGGCGCAAGUAUUAUGACAUAUGGUCAAAAAAUAGUCCAUUAAACAAAGACCUCAUAGGAAAAGACAGUUGGUACUUGCAGCAGACAAAGAAGCAGAGGAUAAAGCGACCUGACUGGCUGCAGACCAAGCCCUCACAGUUGGCAGCAGUAGAAGUUAUAUCUCCAGGUGGAUCCUACAAUCCCACAUUUGAGUCACAUCAGGCUUUACUACUGAAGGCGCAUGAGGUAGAGUUGAAAAAGCUGAAAGAAGAAGAAAAAUUGAAUAGUCAACUCAGUGUGCCAGUUAAGGAGGAUAUUGCCACAGAGGAGACUACCUUUCAAGAGCUCUGUCAAGGCCUGUUAGAAGACAGUGAAGGCGAGGAGGAGGAGAAAGAAAAAGAAAAAAAACACCCUGUUUCAGAAGACACUCCAGAAGAUAGGACGGUCCCUGUUGCUGUUGGAGAAAAGAAAACAGAAAAGCAGAGGAAGAGAGAAAAGGUUCUUAAGGAAAAGGUUGGUGGAAAAUUGCAAGCUGAAAAAGAAGCUAACUGUAAGAAGCAAGAACUAUUCCGAUUACGGUCCAUCAAAGCUGUGGUGAAACAAAGAGAGGAAGAGCUAGCACAAAGGAAGAAGAAACGUAUGGAAAAGCGAGAAUCCGAUGCUACCAAACCCAAACGACUGGGCAGACUAAAGUAUCAGGAACUUGAUCCAGAUGUGCAGUUGAGCACCGAACUUUCAGGAUGUCUACGGACACUGAAGCCUGAAGGCAGCAUCCUUAGAGACCGAUUUAAAAGCCUACAAAAGCGAAAUCUUAUUGAGCCCAGAGAGAGAGCAAAGUAA
Messenger RNA from Protopterus annectens (West African lungfish), 1361 nucleotides. It is a transcript of the gene NOP53, whose product is annotated as NOP53 ribosome biogenesis factor. The transcript has 11 exons. The record is from RefSeq and is a predicted model, not a curated record. Gene Ontology annotation, molecular function: 5S rRNA binding. NCBI's taxonomy places the organism in Eukaryota, Metazoa, Chordata, Ceratodontiformes, Protopteridae. Gene Ontology annotation, cellular component: nucleolus. Gene Ontology annotation, biological process: rRNA processing; ribosomal large subunit assembly. Bases 42 to 1361 code for a protein of 439 amino acids.